CUGAAUAGUUAAAUGGAAAACUAUUCUGACUGUCAAUAUGCAUAUUACAAAUAAAUAAUAUUGGUUCGUAUCUAUAAUUAAUUUUGAUUAUUAAAUUCUUAAUACACACAAAAAAAAAACAACAACAUGUGCAUACAAUGUUUCAUUUACAACUUCCUACAAGUGUCUGGAAAGCAUAUUGUACUUUGAACGCAUUUAAGACAAAUGAAGUAUUUGUUUGAAUACAUCAAUCUAUUCAAUUCAUUUACUGUGACAACACUGAUAAGACUGAUAAAUAUUUUCCUCAUACAAUACUUGGCGAAUGCACGUAAACAAUGCUUUAAUUUGGAGCAUGAGCUAGAUUACUGUUCAAAGAAGCAUAAAGUUCAUAUGCCAAGUAGUCAACUGUCUGGUUAUAGUUUUGGCUAUGGUUCAUUGAAUGAUACAGAAUAUAUGUGUCGUACACGAUGGCAUAUUUUAGUAUUUCACUGUAUGAGAAAAAGAGCUGAAGAGUCAUGUAAUCAUUCCGAUGAAGAGAAGUUUCGACAAAUUAUUUGGUCAAUCUCAUUGGACACAAGAAAAUUUGAAAAAGCUGCUGCAUAUAUAUGCCAUGAACACAAUUUAAGAAUUUUACGCGAACAUCAAUACAAAUGUUUAAAACAACAAGAAAAGUUAGCUGAACAAUGUGCAGUGCAUAGAAAUGAAACAAUCAGAGAAGUUGUUCUAGCUCUACAAAAUCAAUCGAGACGAUUAUCUGCAAAUACUAAUGAAUAUUAUUCUGUGAUCAAGCAUACAUUAACAUCGUAUGAAUGCAAGUCAUUGAGAGCAAAACUGGACUGUCUGUAUAACAUUUUACACACAGCUUGUCCAUCAAAUGCUGUUCGAUUAAUAAUGAAUUAUUUCAAAGAAACUCUACCUGAUGGUUGUUCAUUUAACUAUGAGACAAGAUUAUCAAAACACUUGGAAUCCGUUCAAAUGACUCAGUCAAUUAACAAUGAUGAGAAUGUUGAUGAACGCAACAGUCGGAAACAUCUUGUAACGGAUAAUUUAAUAAAAAGUGUUAAAGCAAGUCCACAAAAGCUGUUAAAGAAUUAUUCAAGCUAUUUGAGUUAUAGUUUACUACAUAUACUAUUAGAUAACAUUGUGAUUAUCUUGAUUAAAUUCUUUUCUUUCCCUUAAAGGUUUCUUUUUCUAUUACUGUUCUUAGUUGUUAUUUAAUUUAAUUUAAUUUCCUUGCUAAGGAGUUGAACGUCAUUCAUUCACACUAUUCCACUGUGAUCUCUUGUAUAAACAUUUUUAUGUACUACUAAUGCAAAUGUUAGUAGCUUAACAAGUGAUCUCUUUUUUGUGUACAUACCAAUGUAAUUUUUAGCCACAGAUAUUGAAAUGAAUGUCAGUACAAAUUGAUGAGUAAAGCAGUAAUAAUAAUUCGUUCCACAGAAAUUCAGAAUUCCAUUUUCUUUUUCGCAUUGUUCUUUCUGUUUGCCGAUUUGAUUUUUCUUUCCCAUAAAGAUUACUGUACAGAUAUACUUCUAUUUUUUAAGUGGAAAAUAACUUUUGAAA
Messenger RNA from Trichobilharzia szidati, 1542 nucleotides. Lineage: Eukaryota; Metazoa; Platyhelminthes; Trematoda; Strigeidida; Schistosomatidae. The record is from the annotation of a GenBank genome assembly.